Messenger RNA from Nicotiana tabacum (common tobacco), 441 nucleotides. The record is from RefSeq and is a predicted model, not a curated record. Lineage: Eukaryota; Viridiplantae; Streptophyta; Magnoliopsida; Solanales; Solanaceae.
AUGGCUCCUAAACUCCCCAAACUACUCUCACUCCUACUCUUCUUCCCACUAGUUCUCAACUUCACGGCAAGAACCUCCGGCCAAGAGUGCCCUUAUCCAUGUUAUCCGCCGCCAACCGGUCCCGGAAACAACCCUCCGGUAGCUCUAACUCCUCCAUAUUCACAAGGUUCUAAUUAUUUUCCACCUCCAGCAACUUAUAAUAACAAUCCAGCAGCAGGUGGUUCUAAUUUCCCAUAUUAUAACUCUCCACCUAACUUUGUAAAUGGUGUAGUACCUCCACCACCUGAUCCUAUCUUGCCUUGGUGGCCAUAUCGUUAUAAAAACCGUCCUAAUUAUGGAGAUCAGUACUCUUCAUCAGUCUCUAUUCAAGAAUCAAGAACCUUGAUCAUCAUCUCUAUUGUUCCACUGCUUUCCUUGUUUGUCACUUUGUUUCUCCAUUAA